This is a messenger RNA of Helobdella robusta, 852 nucleotides long. RefSeq lists its product as hypothetical. The record is from RefSeq and is a predicted model, not a curated record. The transcript is spliced from 4 exons. The coding region runs from base 1 to 852 and encodes 283 amino acids. NCBI's taxonomy places the organism in Eukaryota, Metazoa, Annelida, Clitellata, Rhynchobdellida, Glossiphoniidae.
AUGCAGUAUGACAAAUCAGAUUUACUGUUUGUACUUGACACGGUUUUUGGUCGAAGGAUUUUCUCCGUAAUGGGUCCUGCAGUCAGGAAUGGUUUGUCUAGGGACCUUCGUGAUCCUGCGUUGUUCAUGCUGUUUUCGCUAGCGGACUCUGGCCAGGCGUCCAUAUUUUACCGGUCUGACGUCAUUUCAGCACUUUUGAGAUUGAAUGAAAACAAAGUGCUCUUUAAACUGCCGCCAAACACACAACUGACCUUUCCUUUAUAUCUCUCCUGUAGAAUCAAUUGCUCCUUCGACAUUCAGCUGGACAAUGAUGACGUCAGCGUAAUAACUAAAUCGUCGACAGCAACAACGACCACAUCCUCUUCACAACAUUCCCAUUCCCUAUGUACUAACACUACCUCUGCAUCAUUAGUAGCUCCUGCAGAGGAACUUCACGCAUCAACAUCAUCAGCAGUUCAAGCAUCGACCGCGCCAGCCACAAUAUCGGCAGCACCUGCCACAUCAGUAGCAGAUCUGGCAAGUGAGAUGCCCGCAGAUGAUCAGAUCCUACCUACACUUCCCCGAGAAGCACCUGUGGAGUUCGUCACUACGGAGGAUAUUUUUAAAUGGUCAUACCAUGAUGGGGCUGAAAAGACGAUUGCCAUUGCUAGCACUGAAAUAGGACAUCAUUGCGACGCUGAAAAAUCAAAUGAGUAUGCGGAAAUGGAUGAAAGAGAUGACGCUGAUGGAGACCACAAAGAUAGUGACCAACAAAAUAAGGAACAAUCAACGAAUAAGAUCGGUAAAGAAAAUGGCAGUCUGAACCGACACGUAACUAAACCACAUUUGUUUAAAACAGCAUCAUCUUUUUGA